This is a messenger RNA of Ectocarpus sp. CCAP 1310/34, 2992 nucleotides long. NCBI's taxonomy places the organism in Eukaryota, Phaeophyceae, Ectocarpales, Ectocarpaceae. The record is from the annotation of a GenBank genome assembly.
UGCUACGAAUGGUCGCUAUAAAGGUUUUAGCAUAGGGGUUAGGGUCCUCAACCCAGCUGACAAGUUGUUCGAUUUUGAUUGUUUUCAGUCAGGCUGCAUUUUCUCAACUCCUGGGUUCUUCAGGGUGGCCGCGUUCUGUCGCUCCAAAUAUCGUUGUGAGCAGGCCCUCUUCGAUCUUGAUCGUGGCAGCACGUCAGAAAGCGGAAAUUGCAAGAUUGCCUUCGUGUAGGGGGGGGCCAACCUCGAUGGCCGCUGAGGCUCCGCGAGCUACAUCCACAUCGAGUAAUGUGAUUUCGAAAUGGCGGGGCUCCUGGCGCACUAUCGACCCGUCUGCCGUGCUGCUGUGUGUAGCAACCCAACCAAAGCGCGCUCCAGGCAUUGAGGCCGGCAAAUCCUAGCGAGGGUACAGCGAACGGGGUCCUCAGCUUCGACUACGCUGUUGCUCUGCGUAGCCCAAGAAUUCAGGAGAGCAAGCGCAGCAUUUCAAGGAGGCGCGGGCUUUUGUUUGGGGGAACCUCGGAGAACAUUCAGCAGCAGCAGCAGCAGCAGCAGCAGCAGCAGCAGCAGCAGCAGCAGCAGCAGCAGCAGCAGCGGUAGCAGCGGUAGCAGCGGUAGCAGCGGCGGCAGCACCAAAAGAGCCAAGAUGCCUCUCGAAAGCACAAUGAUAUGCCUCGACAACUCUGAGUGGAUGAGAAACGGAGACUACAUUCCCACCCGGAUGGAGGCCCAGCACGACGCGGCUAACCUUCUCUGCGGCAGCAAGACCAACUCCAACCCGGAGAGCACGGUCGGCGUUCUCACCAUGGCCGGGAAGGGCCCCGAGCUUCUGGUCAGCCCCACCGACGACAUGGGCAAGAUCCUGUCCUCCCUCCACGGCGUAUCCGUCCACGGCAAGACCAACUUCGCGGCGGGCAUCCAGAUCGCGCAGCUCGCCCUCAAGCACCGUCGCAACAAGCACGGGGGGCAGAGGAUCAUCAUCUUUGUGUCGUCUCCUAUCGAGGACGAGACGAAGACGCUGGUGAAGGUGGGCAAGAUGCUCAAGAAGAACAACGUGGCUGCGGACGUUGUCUCCAUGGGGGAGACCGACGACAACCAGGAGAAGCUUGAGGAGUUCAUUGGUGCAGCGAACUCCGGGGACAACUGCCACCUCGUGACCAUCCCGGCAGGCGUUCUUCCCUCCGACGUCCUCAUCUCGUCACCCAUCGUCAGCGAAGGCGGCGGGGGCGGCGGCGGCGGGGGCGGGGGCGGCGGUGGCCUAGCUGCCGGAGGAGGCGGGGAGUUCGGCGGGGCCGCCGACUUUGGAGGGGUGGACCCCAGCAUGGACCCCGAGCUCGCGAUGGCGCUGCGAGUCUCGAUGGAGGAGGAGAGGGCGAGACAGGAGGCCGCCUCCAAGGCCACCGCCGAGCAGGAAGGGGCGGCAGCGGCAGCGGCAGCGGCAGACGCGGCUCCGGCGGCGGAGGAGGGCGAACCAGCAGCAGCUGCUGCUCCAGCUGCCGGCUCUGGUGAGGAAGCGGCAAGGUCUGCGGAGGAGGGGAAGGGGGCGGAGGGCGGCGACGCUGCGGGAGCGUCUACCGCUAUGAAGGUAGACGCCGAUGAUGACGACGGAACUCUGCUGGCGCAAGCCCUGGAGAUGUCCAUGAUGGAUGGAGACGAGGCCGAGAACAUGCGGAUCGCCAUGGAAAUGAGCAUGGUGCCGGACACGAGCGAUCCACCAGCAUCAUCAACAACGGCAACGACAACGACGGCGGCGGCCGCGGCGCAACCGCCAGCCCCUACCCCCCCCCCGGCCUCCAGCGGCGCCAGCGCAAACCCUCCUCCGGCCCCGGCGGGCGGGGGGGGCGGAGGAGGAGCAGCAGGGGCGGGAGAAUUUUUCGACCCCUCGUUUGUACAGUCCCUUUUGGACCAGAUCCCAAACUUAGACCCGAAAGACCCUCGCCUCCAAGCCGGCGGGGGUGACGGGAGCGAGGCUAAGAAGGAAGGGGAGGGGGACAAGAAGGACGGAGAUGACUCGAAGAAGUAAGCACAGCUGUGCAACGCGUGACAGCCAGCACCGACAUCAUCAUCAUCAUCAUCAUCAUCAUCAUCAGCAGCUGCAUCAUCAGGAGCGAAGAAAAAACACUCAAGCGUGCUUACUGGUGCGAGAGCAGCAGCAGCAGCAGCAGCAGCAGCAGCACAAGCAAGAGGAGCACGGUGAAAUCUACGCCGCGGAUGAAGAUACUGCUGUUGUUGUGUCGUGUUGCAGCAGCAUUGGGAGGGAAGUACAGCCUUCGCGGGUAGGGGAGGAGAGGCUCGUCCAACAGGAGGUUUUGCCACAGUUUCGAGAGGCGUUUUUAUUGGCGCGUUAGGCUGUCCUAGCUGAUCGCAAAACACGACUGUCCUUUGUGUCGAGGGUAUCGCCGUCGAAAGUGCUUGUCGGAUGCCCCACUAGUGGUUCCCCAGCAGCAGCAGCAGCAGCGUUUGGAAUAGUACAACAGCAGAGGAUUUGCGUGCGGUCUAACUUUGCCGACCAACACGAAAACAACAAAAUGUGGUGGGUGUUCUGCUGACAGUGCAGCUUGUGUGUUUUUUUUGUUGUCCUCCCAUCCUUGUGUGGAGGUGUGCAGAAGUACAUCCGUCCCUGUGUACGCGUGGUGAUGGCGACGAGGUGGUUGUUGUCGUGCUUACGAGGCAGAUGUAUUGCCGUGAUGAUGAUGAUGGUUCUCUGCUGUUGAGAGGACCUGUAGGGCGGCUGGGGUUCCAUGUUUUGUUCGGUGAUGAUGAAAAUGUGGGGGCGGAAAAGGGCUACAAUUUUCUUGUCGCGAUGGACUGAUCAACAUAAGCGUAAUUACUUCCAUGUAAAUCGGACGGCACAAAUUCGAGCGAUGAUGGUGAUAUGCUCGCUCCCUCUGUUCUCCGCCUCUCACUCAUAUCACCUUGUUCCUCCCAGCUGAACUCUCUGUCCUCACCUCAAUCUUAGUCUGAUUUGCGCCAUCUCGAAGCUAGCGCGUUCUCU